Betta splendens (Siamese fighting fish) is the source of this 3460-nucleotide messenger RNA. It is a transcript of the gene mych, whose product is annotated as myelocytomatosis oncogene homolog. Lineage: Eukaryota; Metazoa; Chordata; Actinopteri; Anabantiformes; Osphronemidae. The transcript has 2 exons. Gene Ontology annotation, biological process: regulation of transcription by RNA polymerase II; positive regulation of cell population proliferation. Gene Ontology annotation, molecular function: protein dimerization activity; RNA polymerase II cis-regulatory region sequence-specific DNA binding; DNA-binding transcription factor activity, RNA polymerase II-specific. The record is from RefSeq and is a predicted model, not a curated record. Bases 1282 to 2394 code for a protein of 370 amino acids.
GAGUGACGUGGAGGGUGAAAGAAUGCCGGUUUCACGUGGAGACCGGCGUCGCUCAACCCACGCGUGCUUUAAAUGGCCCCGUGCGCAGGCUCAGCCUCGAGCUGCCGGACGGAGUUCGAGUUCGCUUUAAUUUGGCGGAUUUUCACAUGGAAAACACGGAGUCGGCACUCGUUGUGUGCGAUGAUGCAUUUCCAUCGAAUUGCGUUUUUUUUGAAGACCUGUUUUAACAAUUGUCCUUCGAUGCUCAGUCGUAAACGAAGUCCGGCGCGGUUUGCGCAGCCUGACUGCGGAUAAAGACGCUCCGCGGCGUCUACGUUCAAAACGCCAUUCACAAAACGCGCACGUUUUGAACGCCGUGUCCUGACGUGCAGUCACGCUGCGUCGGUGCGGAUUCGCCGGUAGCGAAGAGUUGAAGGCGCGUGCUAAUGCCGCAGACAGCGGCUGCGUGUCUGAGUCGCUACAACUGCGUGAACGGCAGUAGGCGCGUAUUCGACUGCCUCGUCGCGGAGCAGACGGCGCUGUAUUUGGGUUUCGCCCGAGGUUUCCAGGCUCGGAUGGAGGAGAAAGGCAGCCUUUAACUCCGCUCUGCGCCGCACACUGCUGCUUUGUUCCCGUCAGACCUCCACGGGGAAUAUUAUGGUCUGUCUGCAUGGGUUUCGCCACUUUUCUCGUGAGCUGCACAGUGAUUAUUUUACCACUUUAAUUGUGGGACUGCAGGAUGUCCUGAGUGGGUUGUUUGUUCAGAGCCGAGGCUUUUAAAUGUUAAUUGCUCUGGCUUUUGUUCUGUGAGUUGGUCUUUAUUAAUCUCCUAAAUAAAUUGUCUCGAUCCCCUGCGGCGUUGACUUGCGGUGGUUCUAAGAAACCGCCCAGUAUUGUUUGUGUCAGCAGGAGCCGGGUUUCUUUCUGCAGGUUUUUGAUUACGCUCGUGAAUAGGAAAAAUGUAAAUCGUGGAGAGAGAGGGGAUUUUACCCCGGUCUCUUCCAGCUGUUUCUGUGACGUCACGGCAGGCGGGGGUCUGGGCCGUGGGCCUCCUGGGGAGCCGCGGGGCGGGGCCUCGGUGAUGUAAACACACAUAAAAGGCGGCACGCUGCCGCUCGGGUCUCAGUCUGGAGGAACUGGUUUAGACUUUCACUACAACACGUGCUGCUGCGUGGUCGCGUCCCGUGGAACUUACAGCUGCUCGAAACGCACUACUUCUGGAUUUAAGCUUUAAGAAGCACCGCUACCUCUGUUAUUUAUUGUUUUGUUUUUUUAUUGUUCUCUCAGAUUCAACCAGCAAACAUGUUGCAAAGCUUCGCUCAGUCCCAGGACUGGUUUUGCACCGAGCCGCUGCUCUUUGACGACGAGUUCUGCCAGAGUCUGAUGAAGGACCUCCAGUCUCUGCCGACGCCGCCGCAGUCGCCCCCCAUGAAGACGGGCCUGGGCGGCACCAAGCCGCUGUCCAAGGAGGACCAGCUCAGCUACGUGUCCGACAUCCUCCUGGAGGACCACGACAUGCAGCUCAACUGGAACUGCGACUUCUUCCACCCCGACGCCGCCGAGAAGGGCGCCGAGCUGAGCCGGGCCGGCUCGCCGCUGGGGGACGGCGCCGAGGACUGCCUGUGGCGCUGCCUGGCGGCCGACAGGCUGGACGAGAAGCUGGUCUCCACCAUGCUCGGCUCCAGCCCGUUGCUGUCGGAGAUCGACACCAGCAUCUUCGAGGAGAUCGCCGGCUCCACGCUGGACUGCCAGAACCUGAUGGACACGCAGGAACCCAGCGAGGCCACGUCGGACUACGGCUCAACUGGUGGAGAACUGUCCACGUAUUCCUCCAGUGAUUCUGAGGAGGAGAUUGAUGUGGUGACGGUGGUCCGCUGUCCCUCCCGCCCCUCCCCCCUGCCCUCAUUGGACGACCUGUCCGCUCGUCAGCAGAAACGGGAAGAGGAGCAGCGAGCGCUUCAGCGCCACAACUUCGAGAUCCAGCUGCAACACAACUACGCGGCGCCGUGUCCCGCUUCGCCGCCGCCGUCCAACAAGCGCACGAGGGGCGACGGCUCGGCGCGCUUCCACCACUCGUCGCGCAGCUCGUCUUCGUCGUCGUCAUCGUCGUCGCGCUACAGCCACCACUCCUCCCGAAACUCCAUGGAAACGGAGGACGAGGAGGAGCGGCGGCGGACUCACAACGUGAUGGAGAGGCAGCGGCGCAACGAGCUGAAGAACUGCUUCAUGCGCCUGCGCGACAACGUGCCAGAGCUGCUGUGCAACGACAAAGCGUCCAAGGUGGUGAUCCUGAAGAAGGCCAGAGACUGCAUCUACGGCCUGGAGAACGAGGGCCACCGGCUGCAGACCAAGAAGGAGCGGCUCCGGGCCAAACAGGAGGAGCUGAAGGCCCGGCUGCAGCGGCUGCGCAGCUAAUGCAGCGGCUGCGCAGCUAAUGCGGCGACCAGACUUUGUACAGAGACAGAGGGAGGGCUGGGUGUGAAGGACGGCGGGCGCACAAACGUUGGCAUUUCACAGACUGUAUGAUGACUGUAUGUCCACAAACACAACACACACUCAUUGCCUCAGAGAUGCUCAUUCUCACGCCUUGACUGCUGACUGUUGAGUAGGAUGUUCUGUUUUAAGUUGACACAUGGAUGGAGCGACCAGGUUUUAUAGAUUUAUAUAUAUAUAUUUUUUAGGAUGGCUGGAUGCACACUGAUCGACAAUAAUCUUUUUGUAAUUGUUUUGUGUCGUCUCGUUUGGGAUCGUUUUCGUCAAAGAUGCCAAAUGGGGCCGUGGAAUGAAUGCAUCAAAGUGCCUGUUAAGUUAAAUAACUGGAAGCCACUGGAGCUCAGUAGUUAAAUGAAACUUGAAUGUUGCUUUCAGGGUGUCUCGUAGCCAUACUGACCAGUGAUCCCUCCACUCGCAGGUAUUUAUUGGUGGCUUUGAAGUUAUUUGCUUUAACUGCGCCUCUGUCAAAUGCAGCUAAACUCUAAUUCCGACUCUACUUUAUUUGUUGAGGAGAGUCCAGUGUGCGUUCAGCCUCGUUGUUGGCUGUUAAUUGUAAGACUGUAUUGACCGGGUUUGAUGCUGGGCCUCGGUUCACGCUACCAACGGUUCCCUCGCUUCAACGCGUGCGUUUGCUUCCAAUGCGAAGGCGUUUCAGUGGCUGCCGCAUUAAAUGUCAAUCAGGUUCCUGAGGACAGAAAAGAGACGUAGCAAAUCGGCCAAAGCUGAGAAGGUCUGUUAAAGGCGUUCUCGUCUGAAGCCGUGACAGUGUCCUGAAAUAAUAUUUAAUGGUUGUGGUUGGAGGAAGCUGCAGCGGCGGCGAUACUGUGACGAUGUUGCUCGUAGAGCAGCCAUUUUUAGUCUGUUAGUAACUUUUUUUAAUGAGGCGACUCUUAACCAGGGCGAAUAGCUUGAAAACCAGGGACUGUUUCUACCAACCUUGUAGCUAGUAUCAAAUCCUCACGUUUUGCUUUGAUUCUUUUUUUUUUUU